Durusdinium trenchii is the source of this 1170-nucleotide messenger RNA. The record is from the annotation of a GenBank genome assembly. Lineage: Eukaryota; Dinophyceae; Suessiales; Symbiodiniaceae.
AACCACUUCUCUUCGUUGGACCAACGAGCCCCAACGAAUCCCCGCACCGGUUUUUAAAACCUCUUCAGCACUAUGCCGGUGAUCUGUAUCGGUCCCAUUUGCGUCCCCUGGUCAGUGAUUCCGGCCAUCGUCUUCUUCCUCUGGAAGUUUGCCAAGCCUUUGCUCCCCAAGGAGUGGGCGGAGCGGGUCGAACAGCAGAUGACUAGGUUCAUGGACUUCUUGCGCGAGAAGGGCGUGCCAGGCUUCGGAAAGAAGAAGGGCGCGGCGAGCGCCCCAAACCAAGCCGUCUCUGCAGUGACGUUUGGAGAGGUGAACCACUUGACCUCGGCGGCACAGCUGGACGAGCUGCAGCGGCGCUCGAAGCAGGAGUCCUGGGCCCUGGUCUUGGACUUCACGGCGCCGUGGUGCAAGCCAUGCCAGGCGCUGAAGCCCCGCUUCCAGGAGCUGGCCAGGCAAUAUCCCAAAGAUUGCUUCCUCGAGGUAGAUGCCGAUGAGAUGGACGACGUGACCGCGAAACACGGCGUCAUGGGUUUGCCCACCUUCCAAAUCUACCGCCAUGGCGAACAAGUGACCACCAGCACAGGCUGCGACGAGGCAGCCUUGGCCAAGCUGCUGAGUGAGCACUUGGGAGCUCCCACCGAGGGGAAGAAGGGGCAGUGAAGGAGCCAUGCGGUUCCGUAAAUCCAGAGAUUCGUGCAGAUCAGAACAAGCAAGACCUACUCAUGAAGAGGGCAUUGGGUUUGAGACAUCCGUUUCGAAAACAGGGGUGACUCCAGCCUUGGGAGGGUCUGGCUCUCAAGCCACAAACCUUUUCGCGCCCGCGUGAAAAGGUUGCAGUCUGCGAAGAAGGGGCAAGACUCAAUCAUGGUAAAUCGACAGAACACGGCACUGCACUGACAAUGUAGUAUAUGAUAAUGUUAUUGUUGCUGUUGUGGAUUUGUUCCGGCAGGAAUUUCGGCAUAUUCUUCGACAUGAACACACCUUGCAGUCUGUAUGCAUCAUUCAUGACCACUCAGCAACCAAUCGCGGAGGCCAUCAGAUUUGGGUCACUGCUCUAACACUUCAGAAGUCCCCGUCGUCCUUUGGAGAAUCGACCUCGGCAUUUCCUGGUAGUUUUCCUUUCGACCCAUCUGGCAGGUUCUAAAGUAGUUGGUGCAACACACCCACCCU